Dibothriocephalus latus is the source of this 867-nucleotide messenger RNA. The record is from the annotation of a GenBank genome assembly. NCBI's taxonomy places the organism in Eukaryota, Metazoa, Platyhelminthes, Cestoda, Diphyllobothriidea, Diphyllobothriidae.
AUGCUUCAGGCAUCAUCGGACGACAUACAGACCACUGUGGAUGGUAUAAUUAAACGUUUUAAAAGGGAAGGCUCGAACAACCCGCGAAUCGCUCAUUGGUUGCUAAAUAUUCUUCAAAUGUGUACAGUUCAUUGUACAGAAACGUUUUUGGAGGAAUUAAACGAUGAGGAUAUGUUGCGUCCAUUAUGUAGAGCCCUAUGUAAGGAGAAAUACAUGAAACACUACGAUGAAGUCGUACGCCUUAAAUUGUUUACGUUAUUGAAGUCCUGGCAUGAAAAAUACCAAGAGUUUUUGCCCGACUCUGCAUUCACUGAGACCUAUGAAAGGGUUUUUCGGGACAGAGAUCAGACGCGCUUGCAGCCACUUAAUUUGCAUUGGUUUCCGAACCGCAAUAUAAUAAACCAGACGUUAGAUUCCUUCACGUACGACCUAGGUAACGUUGGAAAGGAACUUUUGGACCGUGGCAAUAAAACCUUUGAGGACUUGAAAUUACUCUGCGCUGAUCCUAAACAUCACAACCUCGAACAUGCUGAGGCAGACGCACAAGACCUACUAAAUACGGCCCAUAUGACCCUUACACAAGUGGAAGCUAAUGUGCGGUUUUGGGAGGACAUUGUUCAACAUGCCGACAUUGACGAUAUAUCUCUGCGAGCCAUAGGUGCCAGUGGGUACAAGCUUCGUAAGCUGAAGUAUGAUGUCGAGCAAAUAAUUGAAAACAUAAAGGUGAGUGAAAAUCAGUAUCAAUAUCUGUUUAUUGAGGGGAAAUUUGGGAGUUUCGAAGUGGCCAGGGCUCCGACCUCCAAGGUGAUACUUUACCCCUGGAAGGACAAGACCGCGGCCUCGACCGCCUGUCCACACGGCCAGUAA